AUGGAUUCAGUCGAUCCCUACCUUGUUUACAAGAGAAUUCCUUUCAAACUUUUUAGUGUUGAUGUUGACCAAGUCAUAUCAUCAACAGAAACAAUUGGAAUAAGACUCCUGGAACUCACCAGAGGGUGGGGAGAAGGUCAUCCGGGAGCUGAAAUCUACACACCAUCUGGGGACGAGGCAGGAAUGAGAAAAGUGUUUAUCUUUUUAUCAACGCUCCUUCUUCUCCUCUCUCUGAACGGAGUCGGCGGCAACUCAGUGGAUUGCAUUUGGGGUAGUUGGAAUUCAUGUAAUGUUGAAUGUGGAAAUGGCACCAGAACUCGGCAGAUGAGUCAACCAGCUACAAUGAGUGGUCAGAAGUGUACAGGACCAUCGACUGAGAUCUGCAUAGUCACAUCUUGUAUAGCUACCAGUCUAUCUGCUUCUCUUGAAGCAACAGCGACCAUCAGUUCAGAGUAUGAUUCUCGCUUUGUUGCUGCAAAGGCUAUAGAUGGCAAUCCAAAAGAUGUUACUGGACAGAGACUUUUUGGUACUGAUUGUGCCGGUACAAAGAACUCUGAUGAUCCUUGGCUUCGAAUUGACUUGCAAAAGGAAUAUUUUGUGUCACGUGUUAGAAUUGUCCCUAUAGGCGAUAGAGGUGAAAAUUUGUAUGCUCAUGUUGGUAACAGCUUAACAAACUAUGGGAAUGACAACCAUGAGUGUGGAAAGGCUCCAUAUGACGGCCCUUCCGAUAUUGCAACAUGGCGAGAUGUUAACUGCCGUCAACCAGUUUGGGGAAGAUACAUUAAUUUACAGAGAAUAGUCAAGAAUCACAUUCUUCAUGUAUGUGAGGUGGCUUUCAACUAUGAGUUGGAGAUUGCUAUUCUAGACAAUAAUACGCAUAUUGAAGGAACAAGUGUGGCAGUUGAUGAGAAUCAAGCUUACUCUAAUCCUAUUGAUUGUGGUGUCAGUCCUGAUGUGACCAACUUUAAUGCUCUCUUGCAAUGGAAAGACAACACAGCCAAUGAUGUGCCAUCUUCAAGUGUACAGAAUGCUGGUGUAUAUCAGAUGUAUGAGAAUGGUGUGCAGCGGCUCUACAUCAAGUCAGCUAGUGUCUCUGACAGUGGAGUGUAUACAUGUCAAUCUACUGCAACUACUGGCUCUAUAGUGUUAAAGUCAUUUACACUGAAUGUCAAUGUAAAUUGUGUGUGGGGCCAGUGGGGAAGUUGUACAUCAUCAUGUGGUGUUGGAACUCGUACUCGUGCAAAAGCACGUCGUCAGCAGCACAAUGGAAUGGACUGUGUGGGGUUGCCAACUGAGGACUGUGACAGCAACAAACCACCAUGUAUGCCAACAAUUAAUCAUCAGUCACCAGUUUCUGGUGAUGAGUCAGCAUCUUUAGAGUUGACUUGCUCUGCGUCGCAGUAUGUUGGUGUGACUAAUGGUAUGAAAAUCAAAUGGUACAGACAAGAGAGUGGAUCAGAGUCAGCUAUUGCUUCAAGCUCAAACAUACUCAUUUCAACUAAUCAUGAUGGAUCAGGCACCUUUACUGAGACACUUAAGUUUAAGUCUCUAAAACGUUCUGACGCAGGAUCGAUCAAAUGCAGAGCACAGAAUGAUUAUGGUUUUAGUCCUUAUUCUCUAAUUAUAACAUUGAAUGUCAAAUAUGCUCCAGAAUCAGUUAAAAUUGCACUGUCUCAGCCAGUAGGUGUGAAAGGACAAAAUAUAACACUAACUUGUACUGCUGAUGGUAAUCCAACUCCAUCGUUUCAAUGGAUGCAACCACAUGAUUUAACAUCAAUGGGUCAUUCAUUGUCUAUCUCAUCUGUAAAGUUUAAACAUGGUGGCACAUACACAUGUAUUGCCACGAACAAUAUAGAGGCUGGUACUAAAUCUAAUCAGACAUCAGUUGACUUGACAGUUGAAGGUCCUCCACAGAAAUGUAAUGUAGUUUCAACCCAAAGUUAUGAUGGUCAGAGUAUGAAUGUUGCAGUUAGUUGUCCAAAAAAUGGAAAUUCUCCUAUAACUGCAUACUGGAUAGAAUAUCGGUUGAAUGGCAAUGGUAUGACAUGGAAGUCAAGAGAGUUUGAUGCUACUAUUCUUCAACCCUUUGUUAUUGAUGGCCUUGAAUCAUUUGAAUCAUACAAUUUUAGAGCAACAGCUAGGAACAAAUAUGGUUAUGAACACGGGGAGUCAUCAUUUAGUAAUGUUGUUACAAAUACUACCGCUGAAGACUAUCCUGGUCCUCCGAGUAUAGUCAGUUCAUCACAAAAUGCUUCUCGCUGGCUUGUUGUGUCUUGGUCACUACCUGACCAACCAAAAGGUGAUCCCAAAUACUAUUUUGUGUACUAUCAACAAGUUGGUCUUCGUCAAAUGCGAGACAUUACACGAUUGAAUGUAACUGGCACAUUUGUCAAUUUGACCAUGCUCAGUCCAUUUACUUGGUACAGUAUUGAAGUGGCAGCAGUGAAUGUUCGUUCUCAUGAUGGUAAGGUAUUGGAGGGGCAAAGGAGCGUUGCAAGGAACUUCAGCACAGAUGAAGAUGCUCCAGCAACUGAGCCAUAUGAUUUAGUAUUUAGUUCACAUCCACCCAACUCAGUCACUGUCAGCUGGAAGAAACCCAUGACGCCAAAUGGAAUUGUUCGAUAUUACAUUGUCAGAUACAAGCGACAGGAUGGGAAUGGAAAUGAAACAGUUCUUAAUCCUGUGAAAAUGCAAAGCCAGGAAAUUGAGGGUCUGUUACCGUCAAUCAAUUAUGUUGUCAAUGUUCAAGCUUUUACUGUCAAAGUUGGUCCAGCAGCAUUGAUAACUGUUUCAACAAAUGCAAAAACACCAUCUCCUCCUCAGCAUUUGAGAAAAUCAGAAGUGACAGCAACAUCAAUUACUUUGCACUGGGAUCCUCCUACAGAUUCUAAUGGUGUCCUCAAGUUUUACAAGGUUCACAGCAGCUUUAACAAUGAAAAGUCUCAAGCAUCUGGCGAAAUUUCUAUCUCCCUAACAACAUACAAUUUGACAAACCUCAAUCCAAAUACUGAAUACAGUAUAUCUGUGACAGUGACAAAUGAUGCCAACUUGAACCCACGCAGUUCAGACAGUAAUGUGAUCAAAGUGAAAACUCUCCAAGAUGUGCCACGUAAGCCAGUCACACCUACAACUAAUGAUAUUGCAUCAACAACAACUGAAGUAGUUGGGAUGCCUGCCAUUGAUGACUCCAAUGGUCCUAUAAAAUAUGUUGAUAUCAUUGUGCAUAAGGGUGUUGUUGGAUCUUCAGCUCCUCCAUCUUCUGAUAUACCAUCUGGCACUGGGCCUUAUGACAAAAGCAGUACGUGGUAUGUGGCAGCUCGUUAUGAAUACGCUAUGUAUAAGGAGACAGUAGCUGGACACGAGUUUACUGUUGGAAGUGGUUCAGUAGUAACUACAGGGGACAUUGAAUAUCAAAAUGCACCAUUAGAACCUGGAUUGACUUACUUUGUCUUUAUUCGUGCUGUUGGACAUUUGAGUGAUGGGGUAUGUUAAUGGCUGUAUUGUCAUGUGUGUGAAUACAUGGUUUUGAUCAUUUGUAGAAGGAAGUAUCAUCUG
Messenger RNA from Corticium candelabrum, 3555 nucleotides. Its product is annotated as phosphatidylinositol phosphatase PTPRQ-like. The transcript has 14 exons. Gene Ontology annotation, biological process: cell-cell adhesion. Gene Ontology annotation, molecular function: protein binding. Bases 1 to 3492 code for a protein of 1163 amino acids. NCBI's taxonomy places the organism in Eukaryota, Metazoa, Porifera, Homoscleromorpha, Homosclerophorida, Plakinidae. The record is from RefSeq and is a predicted model, not a curated record.